AUGCUCAAGAUCUUCGGAGCGGUUGCUCUUCUGGGAGCAGUGUACGCGCAGGAUUAUUCAUCUUUGCCGACUGUGGACCUUGGAUAUGAGAUUCACAGAGCUUCUGGCUUCAAUAGCACAGGAAGGUUCUACAACUUUACUUCAAUUCGAUACGCAGCCCCUCCCCUUGGCGACCUUCGAUUUGCCCCUCCCGAAGCACCGGCAGAGAACAGGUCGACUAUCCAGAACGGUACCGACAACAGGAUCUGUCCGCAGGCCAGUCCCGCCUGGCAAACAGUAGCUAGCUCGUUCAUAACAAACCUUCUACUCGGCCAGCCGACCAACAACAUCCCGCUUUACGUACCACCAGGCGCAAACGUAAGCAGCCCGAUUCCAGCGCGGAAUUUCCGUGAGUCUGAAGACUGUCUCUUUCUCGAUGUCUUUGUGCCAGAGGACGUUCUCAGCGAAGCUGGUCGAGGCUUUGGCGCCCCAGUAAUCGUGUGGAUCUAUGGAGGAGGUUAUGUGGGUGGCAACAAGAACUACAACCCCGCUGGACUGCUUGCCGCCUCUGGGAAUGCGUCUAACGGCGACGUCAUCUAUGUGGCCAUGAACUACCGUCUUGGGGCUCUUGGAUUUAUGGCUGGACCGUCGUUCCAAGCUGAGGGUGGUGUAAGCAACCUCGCAUUCUACGAUCAGCGUUUCGCCCUGGAAUGGGUUCAGAAGUACAUUCAUCUUUUUGGAGGUGACAAAAAUCGGGUCACCGUCUUUGGAGAGUCAGCUGGUGGUGGAAGUAUCAUGCAUCAAAUCACGGCGUACGGGGGGCUAAAAGGCAAGGCACCGUUCCAACAAGCCGUUCCACAAAGUCCAGGAUGGUCUCCGAUACAGUCGAACGUCCAAACAGAGAACAUAUAUCGCAAGUUCCUAAACCUGACCAACACCACGUCGCUGGCUGAAUUGCGCGCCUUGCCGUCCGCGGACAUCAUUCGCGCUAAUGCCCAGCAAGUUGCCUUUGACGCCGGCUAUGGAUCCUAUGUCUAUGGGCCAUCGGUUGAUGGAAAUUUCGUACCUCUUCAGCCUGGACAAUUGCUUGCUCAAGGCCGUUUCGACAAGGACGUGCGUGUCAUGGUGGGCCACAACGCCCAAGAGGGAACGCUUUUCACGCCGCCUUACAUCCAGACAGAAGCCGAUCUUACUGCUCAGCUCCGAACAGCGUUUCCAUAUUCGCCUCUGGAAACCCUUCAGUAUAUUCAGCAAACCCUCUACCCAGCUGUUUAUGAUGGGUCAUAUUGGUACACCACACCUUAUGCCCGCGCCAGCUUGAUUAUCUCCGAGGGCGUGUUUACUUGCAACACCAACUAUCUUUCGACGGCGUACAAGAAUGAGACUUACUCGUACCUCUUUGCUGUUCCGCCCGCUUUCCACGGUUUCGAUAUUGCAUACACGUAUUACGAUGGAGGGGCGUUGUCUCCACUGGGAGUGGCCAACCGCACUGUUGCGAUUGCACUCCAGCAGUUCAUUGCCAGCUUUGCGGAAAAUGGCCGUCCGGAGGCUGGUGGCAUCCGGCAAUUCAAUAUGUACGGAUCAGAUGCGAACGUUUUGGAGCUCAACUCGACAAACAUCAUGGAGAUACGGGAUAGCAAUGCUAGCAAGAGGUGUGCAUGGUGGCAGAAAGCGUUGUACUGA
Dothidotthia symphoricarpi CBS 119687 is the source of this 1662-nucleotide messenger RNA. RefSeq names its product alpha/beta-hydrolase. The transcript is spliced from 3 exons. The record is from RefSeq and is a predicted model, not a curated record. NCBI's taxonomy places the organism in Eukaryota, Fungi, Ascomycota, Dothideomycetes, Pleosporales, Dothidotthiaceae. The coding region runs from base 1 to 1662 and encodes 553 amino acids.